UUAAGCUUCUUAGACCGGGUUAGGUCUGUGAGCUUGUUCUCUUCCUCGAGCGAUCUCCCAGUGGUCCCCCGUCCGACGAAAGACCUGGUCUUCAAAACUUUUCUUUGAGCUUUUCUCGCUCAUGGAUAUCUGCAAUGAGCACUCGUCGCUUCCAUCUGCUAGAUGGCCCAAUGUCUGCCGCUUUGAAGUCUUUCUCAGUUUCAGAGGAGAACUUCGGGGGGACUUCGUUGAAUUUCUCUACAAAGGCCUCGCUGAUUCAGGGAUCAAUGCAUUUAUCGAUCGCGAUGGGAUCGAGAUCGGAGAAGAGAUCAUGCUUAAGAUCUUACGAGUGAUCAGGCACUCGGAGAUAUGCAUUCCCAUCUUCUCCAAAGAUUUCGCUUCCAGCAAGAGUUGUCUGAAGGAGGUGGCGGAAAUGGUGGAGCGCAACAGGAUAAUCAUGCCCAUUUUCUACGACGUCAGCCCUUCAGUAGUCGGCAAACAGGAGGAGAGUUAUCAGCAGUCCUUUUGCACCCAUGCGGCCCUGGGGGAGAUGUCAGCGACUAUAGACAACUGGAAGAAGGCACUGCACACUGUUUCAGGAAUGCGAGGAUGGGAAUUGGAGAAAUUUAAUUACGGGGAGCAUGAACUUAUAAACGAGGUUGUUUCCACGGUCGGCCGGCUGUUGAGGAAGGAUGACUUAGAUGCGACAGUACAUUUAGUGGGAAUGGAUCAACCUGUGCAAGAGGUGAUGAAAAAACUGGAUGUUCGCUAUGAAAAUGGAGAAGUAAUUGAAGAGCAAACGCUGACGGGAAAACGUGUGGUUGAGAUAUCGGGCCUUCCAGGAAUUGGUAAGUCGACUCUUGCCACGGUUGUCUACAACAAAAUCCAUCAUCUCUUCGAAGGUAAGAGCUUCCUUAAAGAGGUUGAGCAAAAGAGACUCCCGUCUCUCCAAGAAGAUUUAGUUAGUGCCCUCCAAAAGAAAAGAUGUACACUCAGAUCUUCUACUCAAGGUACCGAAUUUAUCAAGUACAAAUUUAGAGAUCUGCAAGUUCUCAUUAUCCUUGAUGAUGUUAGUGAUUUUGAACAAAUCAAUUCACUAGCCGGAGAUCUAAGUUGGUUCGGUCCAGGAAGCAGGAUCAUCGUGAUCUCUACGAGAAACAAUCUUGUCGACAAGUAUAGUCAGGUGCAUGUGACCUCCAGAAGCAGCAGUAUUGUUAACGGUUGUGAUGACAUCCUCGUUGAAAAAUACGAGCUAAAGGAAAUGAAUAAUGAUCAUGCUUUUCAACUAUUCUGUAAAUAUGCUUUUAGAGGAAAACCUCUUCAAGAGGAAUUCUCCUCUUUGGCGUGGGACAUUAGUUUGGCUGCUGGAGGAAUCCCUUUUGUUAUUGAGAUUGUUGGUUCAUUUUUACAUGGAAAGAUCAUAGAGUUUUGGAAGGAGGCAUUGGGUAGAUUGAACCGAGAGCCUUACAAUGAGGAAGUAAAACGAAUUCUGAAGAGAAGAUAUGAAGAUUUAGAUAGAUAUGCCCGAGAGAUAUUUCUCGAUAUAGCUUGUUUUUUCGUGGAAAAGGACAAGACAAUACCCAUUUACAUGUGGGAAGCUUGCAAAUAUGAUCCUUAUAGAGGAAUCGACGAGCUUCGUAGCAUGUCUUUGGUAAAAACCAGAGAAAAUAAUGAAUUGUGGAUGCAUAAUCAGCUAAAAGUCUUUGGGAGGGAGAUUGUCAAGGAAAAAAAUCCAAGUGAACCUUUCAAGUGGAGCAGGCUAUGGAAUCAGGAGGAUAUUGAACUAGUAUUGAAUGAAAUGAAGGUAAAUUUUGAAGACAAGGAAGUCCACGAUUGGCAGGUCGCUACGGUUGAAGCCCUCAGUGCCACAUUCGACAACCCCCAUUCAUUCGCUAAACCUAGAUUUUUCCGUAAAUUCUCAAAUCUUAGGUAUCUAAAAAUGAGCCACGUUAUUAUUAAAGGAAAUAAUCAGAGUGCAAAGAACUCCAGAGAGAAUCUUUUCCUUCCACGAUUAAAGUGGCUUGAAUGGCAAUGGUGUCACAAUAUCUCCAGUCUACUUGCUUUAGAUCUGUCAGACUUGGUCGUUCUUGAUCUGUCGUGGAGUAACUCCACAACUUGGCAGUGCUGGAGACAAAUUAUGAAGAAGGCGGAAAACUUGAAAGUUUUGAUCCUAAAACAUUGUAGUUGGCUAGCCGAAUCUCCAGUUUCCAAUGCACCUGUAAGUUUAGAGAGACUAAACCUGGAACAUUGUUCUCCAUUGCCGGUUGUUGGCAGAUCCAUUAGAAAUCUAAGGAACUUAGUUUCUCUGAAUAUCAAGUUCUGCAGCCGCGUGCAAGAGUUGCCAGAAGAUAUAGGUUACUUGGAAGAUCUGAAAGAGCUUUACAUCGAUGGAACUUCCAUUAGAGCCAUUGAUUUCCCCGAGGGUUCGUAUGGGAAGCUUGAAAUUCUGAGUGCUUGUGACUGUAAAUCCUUGUCUCUACCCGAUUCCAUUGGUAACUUGAAAUCUCUUUUGUGCCUAGCUUUGGACGACACUAAACUCAGUGAGCUCCCUGAUUCUAUUGGCUUGCUGGAGAAUCUUCAGAAGCUAUCUCUGAGUAACUGUAGGAACUUGUGGAAACUGCCAGGUUCCAUCGGAAACCUCAAAGAGCUGCAAGUCAUGGAUCUUUCAGACACGUUAGUCAAAGAACUACCUCUAUCUGUCCAGGAUUUGAGAAACUUGAAAGUACUAAGGAUGGCUCGCACUUUUAUAAGAGAAUUUCCUGGAGGCAUUAAGGAUCUAGAGAGGUUAGAAGAGAUAGAUUUCUCGGGCUGUAGAAGUUUGGAAGGGAAAUGCGAAAUCACGGGAUUAUCGUCUUUACGGGUCUUACUUUUGGAAAAGACGGAUAUUUCUCAGCUGAUUGUGAUAGAUUUUCAAUGCUCUAAUCUCCAAAACCUCCGACUGGAUGCCGGUGUUCCCAUCUCGAAAAUUAAAACUACUAAAGGAGAAUAGCAUUGGUUUAACAGAUGUUAGACUAAGACACAGCUAUAGCUUGACAGACGUCGCGGACCAUGAGCGAGAAAGUCAGCGGUCAUGUCAAAUUUCUAACUGAUCAAGCAUGUCAACCGAUCGUCCUGCAGUAAGGGCCAUUAGAGGCAUAAUUGAAUACGGAGUUUCGCUUCUAUUCUGAAUUGUCAGUUUACAUUCUUCUUUCUUUCUUUCUUUUUGGCCAUCAAACUCGCACUUUUUAUUGUCUUGUAUGUAUGUCAAUUUCCUGCGCGCGUACAUGUUAGUUUGGAUUU
Syzygium oleosum is the source of this 3258-nucleotide messenger RNA. Its product is annotated as disease resistance protein RPV1-like. Gene Ontology annotation, molecular function: ADP binding. Gene Ontology annotation, biological process: signal transduction; defense response. NCBI's taxonomy places the organism in Eukaryota, Viridiplantae, Streptophyta, Magnoliopsida, Myrtales, Myrtaceae. The transcript has 3 exons. The coding region runs from base 122 to 2968 and encodes 948 amino acids. The record is from RefSeq and is a predicted model, not a curated record.